AAUUCACAAAAUUUACUGAGUCAAAGUUUACCUUUCCAGAGUUUACCGAGUCUGAGUUUAUCAAAUAAAAGCAAUCAUACUCCACCUUACAUUUUAGAAAAUGAAAAUGAUGAUAAUGUUUCUGAGAUGUCUGAGUUGGUAUUUUCAAAUCCAGAAAGCGAAGCAGAGGAAUUAAGAAAACAAGAAGAGCUUUAUGCUUUGAGCUCAAGACAUGUUAAAAACGCUUCCAGUGAUGAAAUUAACCAAUUAAUUAUUUUGCAAAGCCACUGGAAUUCUUUUGACCUCACAAUUCAAAACAUAAUCCUAACACAAUUUGACACAGCUAUGAAAUUAUUUGAAAAAAUGAAUGAAUAG
This is a messenger RNA of Racocetra persica, 354 nucleotides long. The record is from the annotation of a GenBank genome assembly. NCBI's taxonomy places the organism in Eukaryota, Fungi, Glomeromycota, Glomeromycetes, Diversisporales, Gigasporaceae.